Cheilinus undulatus (humphead wrasse) is the source of this 7169-nucleotide messenger RNA. It is a transcript of the gene sall1a, whose product is annotated as spalt-like transcription factor 1a. The record is from RefSeq and is a predicted model, not a curated record. The coding region runs from base 2722 to 6348 and encodes 1208 amino acids. Gene Ontology annotation, molecular function: RNA polymerase II cis-regulatory region sequence-specific DNA binding; DNA-binding transcription factor activity, RNA polymerase II-specific. Lineage: Eukaryota; Metazoa; Chordata; Actinopteri; Labriformes; Labridae. The transcript is spliced from 3 exons. Gene Ontology annotation, cellular component: nucleus. Gene Ontology annotation, biological process: regulation of transcription by RNA polymerase II.
GUGAAUAUGGCUCUUUUUACCUUCUUUUAUCCUGUCAUUGCUCACAUCUGAUAGUUAAAAGUUUAGACGCUGAUUUGGACUUUAGACUUUAGAUCGUCUCUUCAGCUAUUUCAGCUUCUUACUUUUAUUCUUACUUUUCUAAUCCAGCGACUCUCAGGAUUCCUUUGAAUUCACUUCAUUUCCGUUUAAAUAGUUAUUAAAAUAAACUUUUGAAUAUUAUCUCACAUUAAAGACUACUAACUCAACAAAAUACAAAUGUUAUCUUUAAGAUUUCCUAUGCUACACUAAUGCAACUCUUGUGCGUAAUUCUCUUUUUUUACGCAUUGUGUGCUUGUUUUAAAGUUUCGAAACUUUUUGUGUCCUUGCUAGUUAAAAUCCUGAUUUGUAAAUCCACGAUGAAACUUUUUCUGUGUGGUGUGACCGGCUCGGUCGUCGGUCCUCUCCGAGUCUUCCCCGCUCUCAGCGUCUCUGGACGCGGACAGAGCAGCGCGCCGCUGCGGCUGGGAAUCAAACUUUUCCAGUGCCCCGGACACUGAAACUCCUCGAUCCCAGCGUCGCCGUCCCAGCUUUUUAGUCAAACACUGUUUCCACCCUUUUUUUUUUUUUUACGAAAAACAACACUGUAAGUUAUUCUUUCUCUAACAGUGUUUUUAAUGUUAAAAAGUUGGAUAAAGAAGGGAAAAGUGCUGUGACGAUCUGAAGAUCACACACAUCUUCCUCAGAUCCUGUAAAUACUCGUCGUUCAAACUUGACGUCAAGCAGCAUUAAUAAUUUGAAAGUCAGCCUCACACACGGAAACACAGUGACACAAUCAGUGUGUGUUUUAUUAUGAAAUAUGCACAGGGUGUAAAAAACAGAGAUAACUUUGCUCUUUGUUUUCAACUUCAACGAGCUCGCGCCUAAUUAAGACUUUUGGCCUUUUAUCAGCGCAUGUAGAUCUGACCAGUCUGUGCAGACACGGAGAAACUCUGCUGUUGUGCCACAUGUAACAUUAUUUUAUACAAAGUGACACUGAGAGUGAAAAUGCUCGAUUCUGUUCUGGAGCUGAGAGCCACAGUCAGCCAAGCGACUAAAAUAAGACGUCCCCAUAUUCUUUAACAGACGUUUAAAUUAAAAGACAAAAACCCUCCAAUAUAAGAGCAUCAGAUGCACUAAUAAUAAGAACGAAAUACUGAAUUUCUACAACGGACGUUGCGUCACGAUGUGUGUUUCCCUUGACCUUCUUUUAGACUUUAACAUCAGAGUAUUUGUGCAGUGAAGUCAUAUAAAAUUCGUCCUUAUUUCAAAAUAAACUAUUAAAUCAGUGCAGUCUAGUCUUUGAACUGUCAUAAAGUGUGUCCAGGCUUUGCCUCACAUUUUUUGCCCUAUUUUGAUUAUUUUAAUUUGUAGAAAGGAUCAGAUAUGCCCAUAACAAAACAUGCAGAUAAAAUGGGAAAUAUUUCAGCGUUGGACAGGCCUGUGGGACAAGGCCUCUAAAUUCAAUAUUUGCAAUUUCUGCCUCUCAAAGCCACAUUGUGUUUAGCUCUGCCUGAAAAGCAUGUGCAGGUAAUUUAAAAGAAACAUUUGCUUCUUUCAGGAGAAAGUCAUGCAUUUGCAGCAAAUUUCACGUGAUUUUUAGGAACUUGAUGAUUAAUGCAGGAUGCAGUUAAUUCCUGACUCCUGUUUUUUUCCUGCAUUUACAUUUAAAUCUAAUAAAGUUAAUAAAAAGUUUCUUUUGUCAGAGAGUUAAUUUAUUCUAUUAUUUCAAAUGUUAUAAUUAAUGUUAGCAGAUCUCGUUAGUGGUUAUGACAGGGUUGUCAUAUUUUCUGUAGUUUCUUGGGUAUUUUGCUGACAGAGCUCAUAACAAAUGUGCUGUGUGUCUUCAGUGGGAGUCGGAAGUGAGAACAGAAAGUCAUUGUGCUUGUCGCUGAAUGUCAGAGAUGCUGAGGGCCCGUGGUUACUGGGAGGUCGGAGUGAGAGCCACAGAGGGUGGGAUGUUGAGCUGUUUUAACCUUUGCCAGUGUCCCUCUGUGUGGAGGUGAGGAGAGUUCAGGGCCCAGUGUGUUCCUCUCUACCUCGCCGUUGACCCCUCUGAUCGGAGCUGCAGGCUCCCCGGCGAGGGCCCAGGUUUUUAUUCAAGUUAGUGUGUGUGUUUGUGUGGCGUGAGGCCUUAUCAAUGUUGUGGCCGUCCCCUUUUGCCCUAUCAGAGUGGCCCCCCUAGAGGGGAGAUUGGCAGGGCAGCCCGCUUUGCACUGUUGUUUCUUGUCAUUUUGCCAGUGUUUAUGUGGUGGGAGUCUAGGUGUAGCCUGAAGGACUUGCUUUGCCUUUUUUUUUUUUUCCUCCCUCCCCUUGAGCUUUAAGCAUGUCACCAGGGCAGAGCUUCUCAGAUGUGAGUUUCUUCCAGGACCUCGGCAGUUUUUAGUGGAACCCCAUCUAGUGUUCAGUGUCUGGAGCCGAUGAGAGCAGAAACCCUCCUGAAGUUACAAGUGUCAAGAGGCUCACAGAGGCCCCCCGCGAAAAAAAUAAUGGGACACAGAACUUUGCUCGGAGGACCCCCCCUGCAAGGAGUCAGACGCCCACGUCUGUAGCAGAUGUUGUGCUGAGUUCUUUGAACUAUCAGAUCUCGAGGAACACCAGAAGAAUUGCACUAAGAAUCAGUUAGUUCUGAUAGUGAAUGAAAACCCCGUCUCCCCCACCGGAACCUUUUCACCCGGGUCUCCUCCCCAUAAUCCCGAUGACCAGAUGAAUGACACGGCUAAUAACACUGAUCAAACUGAGUGCAGUGACCUAUUGGAGCCCAACAUUCUCGAAAAAGACGAAUCCAUGGAUGUGGACGUUUCCGGAAUGAGUAGUGGUCAUGAAGAGGAAGGCAGUCCUACAGACGAGGGGAGCCCAAUCAACACAGUUAGCAGCCAUGGUGUCAGGGGUCCCUCUGGUCCUGCAGUAGGUACUUCAGCUAUCUCUGCCCCUCUACCUCAGCUCAGAGACCUGACUGAGCUGGGGAACUUCUCCAUGAUCAACAGUAAUGUCAUAAUUGAAAAUCUGCAAAGCACCAAAGUGGCUGUAGCGCAAUUCUCACAAGAGGCUCGUUCAAAUGGGGGCCCCAGGGUGGCAGUGCCAGCCCUUAUGGAGCAGCUCCUGGCUCUACAACAGCAACAAAUCCACCAGCUGCAGCUUAUUGAGCAGAUUCGUCAUCAGAUACUGCUGUUGGCCUCUCAGUCCCCAGAAAUGCAGGUGCCCCCAACUUCAGCUUCAGGCACAAUGGGGCCUGCUGCCAGCCCACUGACCACACUCAGCUCCCAUCUCUCCCAACAGCUGGCUGCAGCCGCAGGCCUCGCCCAGAACCUGGCCAGCCAGUCAGCCAGUAUUAGCAGCCUAAAGCAGCUGGCUGCAGCAGCACAGCUACCUCAGUCCAACACAAGCAGCAGUGAGACAUCUCAGAGCAUUAGCACAUUGGGGCCAUCAACAGUCAAUGCCCAGUCCUCUGACAAGAGGCCGAGUCAUAUGAGUAGCCUCCACUCUCAGCUCAGCAACCCCUCACUAGCUAAGUCAUCAUCACCAUCAUUUGGUAUGCGUAGCCUGUUAAGCUCUGCAGUGAAUCCCCUUCUACCUCAGCCCCCACCUGGUAACCCCAUGUUCUCCAGCUCUCUGCCCAGUGUUGGCACUACUGUAGAGGACCUCAACUCUUUAGCAGCUUUGGCCCAGAGAACGAAAGGCAAGCAGCCAAAUGUCACCUCAUUUGAACACAAGAGCAGCUCUGAUGAUGCUUUCUUUAAGCAUAAGUGCCGUUUCUGUGGCAAGGUGUUUGGGAGUGACAGUGCUUUGCAAAUCCACCUGCGGUCUCACACUGGGGAGAGACCAUACAAGUGUAAUAUUUGUGGAAACCGCUUCUCUACACGUGGGAACCUGAAGGUGCACUUCCAGCGACAUAAAGAAAAAUACCCACACAUCCAGAUGAAUCCCUACCCUGUUCCUGAGCAUUUGGACAAUAUACCAACAAGCACAGGUAUCCCAUACGGCAUGUCCCUGCCCCCAGAGAAACCAGUCACCAGCUGGCUGGACAGCAAACCAGUUUUACCCACCCUGACUUCCUCAGUCGGCAUGCUCUUGCCACCAACAAUGCCGAGCCUGCCACAUUUCAUCAAAAAGGAAGACAAUUCAAUAGCCAUAACUAGCCCUUCUGUUACUGCAAAGAGUGACUCAGGUGCCGCUGACCUUUCAGCUAAAAGUAAUGAUGGAGCGUCUGAAGAGGGUGAAGGUGCAACUCUGCCUACCUCAAAUGGAAAAACUGAAGAAGGCAGCAACUCCUCAGGCCUCAUGACAAAUCUGAGGUCUGCUUCAGAGAGCACUGUUGAUUAUACAACAUCUAACAGCCCUCCCAUGACAACAAACCCACUCAUGCCUCUUAUGUCUGAUCAGUUUAAGGCAAAGUUCCCUUUUGGAGGCAUCCUGGAUCCUCUCCAGGGGUCAGAGACCUCCAAGCUUCAGCAGCUUGUGGAGAACAUUGACAGGAAGGUGACAGACCCUAAUGAAUGUGUCAUCUGCCACCGGAUUCUGAGCUGCCAAAGUGCUCUGAAAAUGCACUAUCGUACUCACACUGGGGAAAGGCCCUUUAAGUGUAAAAUCUGUGGCCGGGCAUUUACCACAAAAGGAAAUCUCAAGACACAUUACAGCGUCCAUAGGGCAAUGCCCCCUCUUAGAGUCCAACACUCCUGCCCUAUUUGUCAGAAGAAGUUCACUAACGCUGUGGUCCUACAGCAACAUAUUCGCAUGCACAUGGGUGGGCAGAUCCCCAAUACCCCUCUGCCAGAGAGUUACCCCGAGUCCAUGGCCUCUGACACUGGCUCAUUUGAGGAGAGAAACUUUGAUGAUCUGGAUAACUUCUCUGAUGACAACAUUGAAGGGAUGGAGGAAGGCCCAGAUAGCAGCGUGCCAGACACCCCUAGGUCAGCUGAUGCAUCCCAUGACAGUCUAUGUAAUUCCCCAGUUCCCCCUGAAAUGUCUUGCCAGGAUGGGCAAGAGAAAAAUGGCCAAGAGAAUGCCCACAAUAAUGACACUGAGGCCAGUCAAAUGAAGGCUUUGAUAAAUGGCUUAGCUGAAGGGGAUUGUCUCACCAAUGACUCCUCGUCUCUGGGCGGGGAUGUUGAAAGUCGAAGCGCCGGGAGUCCAGCUGUGUCAGAAUCUACCUCCUCCAUGCAGGCGCCAUCCCCCACAAGCAUGCAACAUCAACCACACAAAUCCCCAAACCUCGAAGAAAGGCACCAAAGGGCCUUAUCUUUGGAGCACACAAGUGCAAGCCUCUUGCAUUCUCACCCCUCCAACACUGGAGCCUUGGACCUGACAUCUGUCAAUCCCUCAAAAGACCCCUUGGGCAUGAUAUUCUCCUUCCGUGAGCGUAGCACCACCAAGAACACAUCCUGUGACAUCUGUGGGAAGACCUUCGCUUGUCAGAGUGCCUUGGACAUUCACUAUCGAAGCCAUACCAAAGAACGACCAUUUAUUUGCACGGCCUGUAACAGGGGUUUCUCUACCAAGGGCAACCUCAAGCAGCACAUGCUAACCCAUCAAAUGAGAGACCUGCCCUCACAGCUCUUUGAGCCCUCAAACACCAGCUUGUCCUCCAGCCCAACCCCUUCCCUUCUGUCUGUAGGCUCUCUCAACAAGCCAGAGGUCAACGGCUUCCUCCAUAGCCUCCACCAAGAAAACAAGGACAUGCCUUCGGGCAUGGUCACAUCAUCUGCCUCCACUUCCCCUGUGCUGUCUGCUGCUCCACCACGCAGGACGCCGAAGCAACACUUUUGUAACACCUGUGGGAAGUGUUUUUCAUCCUCCAGUGCUCUACAGAUCCACGAGAGAACCCAUACAGGGGAGAAACCCUUCGCCUGCAGUAUCUGUGGUCGAGCUUUCACCACCAAAGGAAACCUCAAGGUUCACAUGGGCACACACAUGUGGAACAGUGCUCCUGCCAGACGGGGCCGUAGGCUCUCCGUGGAUGGGCCAAUGGCCUUCUUGGGUGCCAACCCAGUCAAGUUUCCUGAGAUCUUUCAGAAGGACAUGGCAUCAAGGGCAAGCAACGGAGACCCGGCUAAUUUCUGGAACCAGUACGCUGCAGCUUUCUCCAAUGGCCUGGCGAUGAAGACAAAUGAAAUCUCUGUCAUCCAGAAUGGAGGCAUCCCACCCAUGUCAGGUGGUGUGGGUAAUGGGGGUAGUUCUCCCAUUGGUGGCCUGACCGGCAGUCUAGACAAGCUGCACAGCAUGGAGCCUAAUGCUGCUCUGGCUGGUUUGGAGAAAAUGGCCAACACAGAGAAUGGGGCCCACUUUAGGUUCACACGUUUCAUGGAGGACAAUAAAGAAAUUGUCACAAGUUAGAGCUUCUGUCCUCCGUUGUGCACAGACAAAUGAAGAUGCCUAAUGGCAUGUUGUACACAUAUGUAGACACACAAGGAAAAACACAAAAGAACAAGAUGGGGACAAAAUCAACUGAACUGCUUUGCUCGCCAUUGAAUCUUUACGAACACGAGUGUGAAGACAAGUUGCUUUUUUGUACAAUGUACAUGUUAUAGUUUUAAGGAGCUUAUUUAUUAGUGAUUAUAACCUUGCUUGAAACCAAGUGGAAGCAUUAACAGUUAGGUUUUUGUUUGUUUUAAAGCCAGAAUGGGUAUGUAUGGGUGCUUAAAAAUGUGCUUUUGAAACUUAGAAUAUCUGGGUAGAUAACCUUACCUUGGCAUUAAGUUAUUUUUUGUCUGUAGUAGCUAUAACGGAACUGUCGAUGUUCAUGUGAUGCAUUAGCCCUGUAAUAAAAACAGAUUUGCUGUAAAUAUUGUACACGGAUCCUCUGUAGAUGGUCUAACAUCUGUGUGUUCAAGCCACCCUCCCCUCGUCAAAGCAAAACAAUUAAAUUCAGGCAAGGGACUAAAUGUGUAGUAGUUCCUUUCUUUCACAUUUCUAUUUACCGUUAUUCUAUUUAAGUACGACAAAACUUCGAAGUUUGCUACAUUUUAAGGGGUUUAUUUAGUGUUAACUUGUUUUGUUGUUACUGUUUCUGUGUAUUGUACUUUUUACUUUUUGUUUACUUUUUUUUGCUCGUAUUUGGGUGUUGUGGAAAGCAAGUCAGAAGGGAACAUUCGGUCUGGCCUUUUUUUUUUUUUUUUUUUUUUUUUUAACUCGUUUUUGGAACUGAGACAGCCAAU